AGACGAGAGCAGGCAUCCACUUCCGCCUUUGCUGCGGAUCCUAAGUUUCAUCCGGGGUUUCGAGCUGACCCGCGAUGUGACCCGUCAGUACGGCAAACAUGGCGGAGCCUUCGCUUGGGACCGCAAGCCCAGGUGGUUCGGCUGCUUCAGAUGACCACGAGUUUGAGCCAUCAGCUGACAUGCUUGUUCAUGAAUUUGAUGAUGAACGAACUUUGGAAGAAGAGGAGAUGUUGGAGGGAGAAGUCAACUUCAGUUCAGAAAUAGAACACCUCGAACGAGAAAGUGAAAUGCCAAUUGAUGAGUUAUUGCGACUAUAUGGUUAUGGUAGUACUGUUCCACUACCUGGAGAAGAAGAAGAAGAAGAAGAGGAGGAGGAGGAAGAGGAGGAGGAGGAUGUGGAUAAUGAUGGUAACAGUGGCUGCAGUGGAGAAAUUAAGGAUGAAGCUAUUAAGGACUCAUCAGGUCAGGAAGAUGAAACACAGUCUUCAAAUGAUGAACCUACUCCAUCUGGUACAUGUAGGGAUGUACGAGAAGUAAUCCGUCCACGUCGAUGCAAGUAUUUUGAUGCAAAUAAUGAAAUAGAAGAGGAGUCUGAGGAUGAUGAGGAUUAUGUACCUUCAGAGGACUGGAAAAAGGAAAUUAUGGUGGGAUCCAUGUUCCAGGCUGAAAUUCCAGUUGGUAUUUGCAGUUACAGAGAAACAGAAAAAGUAUAUGAAAAUGAUGACCAGCUACUCUGGAAUCCAGAAUAUGUUAUAGAAGAUAGAGUAAUAGACUUUUUAAAUGAAGCAUCCAGAAGGACUGGUGAAGAAAAAGGGCUAGAAGCUAUUCCUGAAGGAUCUCACAUAAAGGAUAAUGAGCAGGCCCUUUAUGAACUAGUAAAAUGCAAUUUUGACACAGAAGAGGCAUUGAGAAGAUUAAGAUUCAAUGUCAAAGCAGCCAGAGAAGAACUUUCCAUUUGGACUGAAGAAGAAUGUAGAAAUUUUGAGCAAGGUCUUAAAGCAUAUGGGAAAGAUUUCCACUUGAUUCAGGCUAACAAGGUAAGAACAAGGUCUGUUGGUGAAUGCGUGGCAUUCUACUACAUGUGGAAAAAAUCAGAACGUUAUGACUUCUUUGCCCAACAAACUCGAUUUGGAAAAAAGAAGUACAACUUACAUCCCGGUGUAACAGAUUACAUGGAUCGUCUUUUGGAUGAAAGUGAAAGUGCUACAUCCAGCAGGGCGCCGUCUCCCCCACCAACUACCUCCAACAGCAGUACUAGUCAGUCAGAAAAGGAGGAAUGUACAGCAAGCAACAACACUCAGAAUGGUGUUUCUGUGAAUGGCCCAUGUGCAAUGACUGCAUACAAAGAUGAAGCCAAACAAGGUGUGCAUUUAAAUGGACCUACUAUGAGUAGCAGUGACCCAUCUCCUAAUGAAACUGACACCAAUGGGUAUAAUCGUGAAAAUAUUACUGGUGAUUCCAGAUUUAGUCAUAUUAGUGGAAAAACUGACGCAAAUCUAGAUGAUAAAAACGAAAGGCCAAUAAAAAGGCGACGUAUGGACAGCCCGGGGAAGGAAAGUACAGGAUCAUCUGAAUUAUCUCAGGAAGUGUUUUCACGGGGAGAGGUUUAAACAUUUUGCAAAUUUUGAGGGGAAAGGAAUUUUUUUUGGGGGGGGGGGGGGAGUUUCUGGGGAUCUUGGAACUUCAGGGUUAUUAAAUUAUUUAACAAGUUAUUUUUUGUAUUAUUUUUCUAUUUGUCCCAUGCACAUUUGAGCCCCACAGAAGCGUGAAAUAUUUUGUGUAGUUGAAUAGUGACAUUUGUAAGCCCUUUUGGGAAAUAUAAGGACCCCCAGAGCAUGUCCAGUGCUCAGCAGAAAGCAGUUAUCAUUCUUACAGGAAGAAAGUCCUUUAAACAAAAAAUGUUUGUUUUAGAAUAUGUCUUAGUGCAAUUGCAGUGGAAAAUAUUAACCCUGGAAGUUGUUGGUAUAAUUUUUUAGGUAGAUGUUAAGAAUAAACCAAAUGAGGUUUGUGUAUGUAAUUUAUUGACAUCAAUGAUGUCUUUCCUAUUCCUAUCUGGGCUGAAAAAGAUACAUUCUGUAUUUUUCCAGAUUUCUUUGUAGCCUUUGAAAGAUUUUUACAUUACCUAUGUUUUGAUUGAACUGCCCUUUCUUAAACAAAGCUUGUAUAAUUUUCUUAACUUGUACAGUUGAUAAACUUUUAUUAUAAAAAAAAAAUAUUCUGAAAGUUGUAUGUUCUUGCUAAAAUAGGCUUCAUUGGACUCAUUUUCCUUUUUAAUGUUUACAUUGUUUUUCUUUCAUUGUCUUCCUGAUUAAGUUCAUUUAUAAAUUAAGAAGAAUCACUUGGCAGGUUUUAAUUUCAUCACAUUGUAGAAUUUUCUAUUGCUCACACAUUGUGCAAUUUUAGCAUGAGCAAAUUGCUGGUAAAUCAGUUAUAUGCUUAAUUUGUAUUGUGUCGCAUCCCAUUCUUGGUCCCUAAAGUUGCAAGUGUUUGUGAAUGGUGUGGUAAAAAGUGAAUAUUUGUAUUCAUCUUUCAAGUGCACAUUUUGAAUCAUUUCCAUAUCCUCGUGCUUUGAUCUUUUGACCUGUGAAUUGUCCUUUGUUGCUCAACCACAGCCCCCAGCUUUGGUUAUGUGGAUGUAUUGGCAGUUAUAAUUUGGCAAUGGAAGGAGAGCCACAGCUAGGGGAGCACUGAUCAGCUGAAGCACUUACAUGAAAAUAUUGUGUAAUAUUUUUUAACACACAUUAUCCCCACACGUUUUUUUUUUCAGGGGAGCUGUAUGCAUGGUUUAACCUGACCCAAAAUAUGCAUUUAUAGGACUGAUAUUUUAAGAGUCUUUUUAAAAAACAUACUUUUUGAUGAAUUAGACAAAAAUCAAUUGAUACUGAUUGCUACAUUAAAAGUUUAACUUAGUGUAAAACCUUUUUUACACCUUUCCUUUUUGUUUCUAAAUUGAAAAAUUGCAGACUUGGAGUGUAGGAGGGUGGGUUUGUCUUUUUCAUAAUUGUUAAAUAAAUAUGCAAUUUUUUUUUUAAUUUUUUUUUUAAAUGCCGAUUUCUGUAGCAUGGGAACACAGAGUUUACACCUGUUUACAUUUGUAUAUAGUGCAUUGUAUGUAGAUUUUAUUAUAAUCCAGUCGCUGGCAGGUGCAUUGGUAGACCCACAAUUUCAGCCAGUGCACACUUCUGGAAUGAAGGGAAAGGAGGAAUCCUUACACGUGGGAUAUUCAGUGCUGUCUAGGUGACAAUAGUACAGGUUAGGUAACGCCUACUUAUGCAUUUUAGUAUCUUAUCUGUGAAACAUGCAAAUUAAUUUAUUUUAUUGCAUCAGCUUGCAAAAAUGAUAAUUUAUGACAAAUUUUGGCUUUAAUAUCCUCAAACAUUUUUCUAUGGUUAUAGAUUAUUCACUAUAUAUAUAUAUAUAUAUAUAUAUAUAUAUAUAUAUAUAUAUAUAUAUAUAUAUAUAUAUUAGAGUGUCUUAUAGCAUAAGAUAAUUUCAUUUGCAUUUUUGCUAACCAUACCACCUUUUGUUUCUUUUACUGGUGUCCUUUGUUUUUCUGAGCUUGCUGCCAUCAUUUUUUUUUUUUUCUUUUUAAGAUAUAUCUUUGUGUAAAGAAAAUAAAUAAUGUAAGGCAUACUUUAUUGACUAAAGAUUUGCAGUUAUUAAUUAUAAAUUUCACUCCCUGUCUUGCAUUGUUGAAAAAAAAAAUAUCAGUUUUAAAUAUUACAUAAAUAUAUGUUUUGGGAUGGUGAUAGAAAGGAGUUCUGCAUGAUAGUAGAUCUGGAUUUGGGUAGUUAGGAAAAUGGAAGGUUUUCCUGCACCCAGGCAGUAUCCUAUGUUAUUCAAUAAGGUGCCUGCAACAAGUCUUUUGGUAUCUAUUGAAGCAUACGUCAUGCUUUAGUUGCUAAUAAGUAGAUUUCUAUUGUCACGGUUGAUUUAAUUUAUUGUCGUCCACAUUUUGUGUUUCGUUGCUGAAAUUUACGAACAUUAAAGAAGUCUUGCAUGAAAACCAGAUCUGCAAUUUCAGUGCAAAGAUUGGGGUUUAUGGACGUUGAUGAACUAUGCUUUCCAUCUUACUUCAUGCCCACAGUUCCCAUAGCUGAGUGUGGCUACAGAGUUAGGCUUUGUCUGUUUCUGCAAUAGCCACACACGUCCAUCCACAAUCGUUAAGAUACCUCAGGAAUAACCAGUGUGUCAAAAGCAUGAUCCUAAACGUUGUAUCUGUUAGUCUUUGUAUGUAUAGGGAUUUGCUAUAAAUAUAAAGCUCAUUAGUAUGUAGUGGUUUUGAAACUCAGCAAGCACUCAUUGCACUACACAUCCUGGUAAUCUAUCCUCACAUUAAUCACUGGUAUCCAACUCCCAAAAGUAUUCUUACAAAAACACAUACAAUAGCUUUAGAUAACUGAAAAUCUUUUCUCACUAUAGCACUCCUGUAAAUAGAUAGUAGGCAACAUUUUCCUCAACUUGGUAAGCUUUCAUAUUUUUCAUUUUAACGCUUAAACUAUGUCAUACUUUUACAUGUAUACUUGUCCAUUACUGAGCUUUAACUGAUUGUAAAGUGAUCGAAGAUUCACAAAUGAUUACUGGUCACGUUUCAUAACUUGCUUUUUUCCUUCAUUUUGCACUGUUGGUAUUUUGCCGCUGUUCUUCCUGAUUUUGUCUGCAUACCUGCACAAACUUAUUAAAUAUAUUUUUACUAUCUG
Xenopus tropicalis (tropical clawed frog) is the source of this 4700-nucleotide messenger RNA. It is a transcript of the gene mier1, whose product is annotated as mesoderm induction early response 1, transcriptional regulator. The record is from RefSeq and is a predicted model, not a curated record. NCBI's taxonomy places the organism in Eukaryota, Metazoa, Chordata, Amphibia, Anura, Pipidae. Gene Ontology annotation, cellular component: protein-containing complex; nucleoplasm; nucleus. The transcript is spliced from 13 exons. Gene Ontology annotation, biological process: DNA-templated transcription; regulation of DNA-templated transcription. Bases 99 to 1610 code for a protein of 503 amino acids.